Messenger RNA from Amoebophrya sp. A25, 954 nucleotides. Lineage: Eukaryota; Dinophyceae; Syndiniales; Amoebophryaceae. The record is from the annotation of a GenBank genome assembly.
CGCUGAACCUUUCUAGUUCGAUUACACUGCGCCUCCAAUCAUUGUGCUCAGGUUUGAUAGACUCAGACUGCUGGUGGGGAGAAAGACGAGGAAGUAGCUGUCUAAUCUCGUAGUCUGGUCAUGUGUGUUUCUACUCUAUAUUCGAACAAUCGACACGAUGACGGGAUCAUCUGUAAUGCGAUCACAUGACUUGCCGCAAUAUGUAUAAAUGUGUUUUUUGUACAGUUUAACUUUAAGCUUUGUUUUACGUCGUCGUCGAAAAAGUUCUACACUGUCACGCGAGAUGUUGGGAAAUAGGUCCUAUUGUAAACAUUAUUGGCGUUGUAAAUCAACGAUGUUUUCUUCCUCAAGAAGAACUUUACAGCUUCUUUUGGAAAUGAUUUCAAACAAUUCGAUUCCAAAUUCAAUUUGAAGCGAUUUAGUUUCUUCUUGAAUCCUCGAAAAAUAUUCAUUUUAUUACAUCUUUUUCAAAUUCAUCUCCUGGUGGUUCACUCUUUCUGACAUUUCAUUUCGUGCAUUUGUGUGUCUGAAUACACCUUAAAACGAAUAACAUAGCAUGGAGUGCAUCUUCGUAGUGGGAGUUUAGGACAAAUUUACAUGCUUGCUCUAUUGUUUUGAAGAUUAGAGAAUAGUUCUUUAGGUUCUAGGUCUUUGACCGUCCAACUCUUGUUCAAAAUGCAUGAGAUGGUCGCCAUAUCGAGAACGAUGGAGGAGGUGUUAACAUUGUGCUCCACUACAUAAUUUGACUUCAGUGCUCAUAUGUGUUGGGUACACUUCGUGUCUCUAUGAUGACGCUAGAAAAAUCAUCAUUCUUUCAUGAUUCACCCAUUUCCAUUUGGACAGGAAACGACUCAAAUAAGGCGCAAUAGAGCUAGACUCUGGCACAUUCCUUUGCAUAGAUAGGCAAUCCCGUCAUCGACAACAGUACAGGCCUAGGAUUUGGCUAUGACUCCU